Messenger RNA from Austrofundulus limnaeus, 1066 nucleotides. RefSeq lists its product as uncharacterized. The transcript is spliced from 7 exons. Lineage: Eukaryota; Metazoa; Chordata; Actinopteri; Cyprinodontiformes; Rivulidae. Bases 92 to 889 code for a protein of 265 amino acids. The record is from RefSeq and is a predicted model, not a curated record.
AGACAGCUGACGGUGCUGCCAUCUCUGUGGAGGAACAACAGCUCACUGACAAAGGUUCACAACGCAGCCUGGAUGUCAAGGCAGAGGAGGAAUGGAGGACGAGACAUUUGAGGAGGAGUUAUGGCCACCAAGAGCAGAUGCUUGUCCACAGAAACUAGUUCGACAGAUCCGCAGACCAGAAAUGUACACUUCAAGAAAAUUCAGAGAGGAAGUGGCUCCUGUUCCCCUGCAACCAAAAUCAGAACCCAAGAUUUUACCCAGAGACCCCAGCUUCUCCAAAUCUAAAUCCUUGCAAAAAUCUCUGUCCCUCCAGAACCUGACUCAGAUAGAAACACCGUGGGAGAACGUGACGCUCAACCGCUGUCUGUUGGUGGCCAUCACCAUCGUGGUGCUCGCCUCAGGCGUCCAACGACUUCAUGAAACAUUUCGAAGUCACGGAAAGACAGAAGAUGAAGCUGGACUGAUGCUGAGACGAUCAGGAAUGUUACAUCACCGGAAACAUUGGGAGCCUGAGACAUCUCUGUGGGAAGUCGUGUUUUGGUGGCUGCCUGACCUCAAUGACGACGAGGACGAAGACAUCAAAGGAAGAAAAUCAAAGCGUGGAAGAACAGCACGAGCAUCGAGGGGUCUCAGAAACAGGUCGCCGCCAGACGAAAAACUCUUAAAGCAAAGAGACGGGAAAUUAAAGGACAGGAGAGCCAAGAAAGCCAGAGACAAGAAAAUGAAAGAGGAAAAAAGGAGAGAGGAAAGGGAGGAAGGCGAGGAGGCAGCUGAGGAUGAAAGAGACGAGGACGCAGCUGCCGAGCAAAAUACGAUUCUGGGAGCCAAGAAGAAGAAAAAUGACAAAGGGAUGAAUGAAGUAAAGGUUACUUUUAAAGUUCUUUCAUGAAUAAAAUCCUGAACUAUUAUCAGUAUCAGCAGUAAGGUGUUACAGCUGUGAAGUCAGCUGCUUUUUACAAAUGUGAAAUGUUUGAAUUUCAGCUUAAUGUUAAAACUAUUGCUGUUAAGUUUCUCUCCUCAUCAACAACAAACAGUAAUAAAUGUAAACAGUUCAGGAAACAUUAAA